Molecule: messenger RNA, 4298 nt
Organism: Ceratitis capitata (Mediterranean fruit fly)
Lineage: Eukaryota; Metazoa; Arthropoda; Insecta; Diptera; Tephritidae
Gene: POSH
Product: E3 ubiquitin-protein ligase SH3RF1
Exons: 7
Coding region: 706-3957 (1083 amino acids)
Biological process (GO): positive regulation of proteasomal ubiquitin-dependent protein catabolic process; protein ubiquitination; positive regulation of JNK cascade
Molecular function (GO): protein binding; ubiquitin protein ligase activity; metal ion binding
Source: RefSeq, a predicted model, not a curated record
UACCACAAUUAGCAUAAAUUCCAAUAGUCGUCCAAUUUGACAGUUACAAUAAAAAUUUCAUCAUGGUAUUAUAAAUUAGAGUCUAAUUUUACUUGUUAUGAUACAAACAGGCCUUUUAACAUAAAAUUGUGUAAAGAAGUUAAUAAAAAAUUAAGCAGUAGAAACAUAAAAUUGAUUUCAUACAAAAAGUUUUUUUAAUUUCUAUAAAAGCGCAAGAAAUUUAAGGCCGAUUUCCAUAAGCAAAGCAGAUUUGUAUCUCGUUAUUUCACAAGUGUGUGUGUGUAGCCUUGUAAUUUCCGCCCAUUCACUGGACUUCGUUUUGUUGUUGUGUUAAAUGCAUUUGCUAAACUACAAAUGUGGGAAUUUCUGUAUAGGGCGUCAAGUGGGAACUGGGGGCAUCAAACGGAAACAACACUAACGCCAAACGCAUUGAAUUCAACGAACAGUGGUAUAAUUAAGUUGUGUUAGUGACGAUCAUUCACACAUUGGAAUGGAAUGUGAUGCGAUCGGUUAGAUAUUUUACAACGUAUUGAACUUUGCCUAGAACAAAUAUCCUUAAAUUAGUUCCAUACAUGCCCACCCAUUCGCAAAAAUGUUUUUUUUUUUGCAAAUAAUUUCGGAUAAAAAGUGAACAUGAGUCCUGUUUAGUUAUUGGUUCCAACAUCAUGUUGUUAAAUAAAGAAUUAAAAAAAAUGUGUGCCUAAAAUGGAUGAAAAUACAUUAAAUGACUUACUGGAGUGUUCGGUGUGCUUGGAGCGAUUGGACACGUCGUCCAAGGUGCUACCUUGUCAACAUACCUUCUGUCGUAAAUGUUUAGAGGUGAUCGUGUCCAGCCGCCAAGAGCUGCGUUGUCCAGAGUGUCGAGUUUUGGUUGAGAUAAAAAUAGAUGAUUUACCACCUAAUGUACUCUUAAUGCGGAUCUUAGAAGGUAUGAAAAAUGCAGCAGCUAAAACUCAACAACAUCAAAAGCCGCAAGCAUCUAAAUCGAGUCCGGAUAUACGAAAUGUCGGCGAUCCUAACCAACAACAACAGCAGCAACUUCAAAUAAACAAUCACCCGCAUCAACUUGACCAUAUUCAGCAAAGACUGCAACAGCAUCAGCUUAAUGCUCAACCGCAAGUCCUACAGGAGCAACUCACCCCGACGCAAGUUCUCCCGAUUAACAUCACCAACAGUAAUGUUCAACAAUGCACGCAACAACAACUUGCACAACAACGACGUUUUCUGUUGCCACACGCCUACGCACUUUAUGAUUUCGAUUCAGCCGAACCGUCCGAUUUGCAUUUUAAAAAAGGAGAUUUGGUAUUACUGAAAGGCAAAAUUGACUCCAAUUGGUAUGUGGGACAACUGAAUAAUGGUAAUGGUGUCGUUUCGGAAGGAACAUUUCCCAUUAAUCAUGUACAAGUUAUUGUUCCGCUACCAACACCACAAUGCAUUGCUCUGUAUGACUUCAGAAUGCCACCAAAUGAGGAGCAAGGUUGUCUUACUUUUAAGAAAGGAACAAUUAUUAAUGUACUGCGCCGCGUUGACCAGAAUUGGGCUGAAGGUUGCAUCGGCAAUUCAAUCGGUAUUUUCCCAAUCGCUUUUGUAGAGCUAAAUAAGUUGGCCAAGCAGGUACUGGAGGCGCCCUACAUGGUAGCGAAUACGUCAACGAUUUCAUCAACAACACCACCUACUAUUAACAUGGCACCCUUAACUGGCACCUCAAACAAUGUUACGCAUAAUUUGCAACAGCAAUUACGUAAACCACCCCCCAGACCACAAAUAGAUACUGCCAAUAGUGAUUCUAUAAUCUCUUCAUGCUCAACAUCGAAUUCCUCCUCCAGUGCGACAAGUCCGCGAUCGGCCAAUACAUCAACAACAACUACAACAACAUCCUCAAAUAGCGAUGUUGUAAGUGGCAGCAGCUGCGUAGGUGGCAGUUCAGCUUCUAUGCCUAGCAGUCCUAAUCAAUCACUGCCAGCUUCUCCGCAACAUGAAAUUUCAAAUAGUAACAUAACAAGUGGUUCAAGUUCGGUAAGAUUUCGGGAUAAACGCGAAAAACGGCAUUCUCUUAACACCUUGCUCACAGCGAGUAACUUACACAUAGGAAUAGGUUCAGGUACAACACUUAGUAUUUUGCAAUCAAAUCGUCAUUCAGCGGAAAUUUUAAGCAUACCUGCCGACAUACAUAAUCCUACAGAUAGUGAUGUGCAACCAAAGCCAAGUAUCAGUAGUGGUGGUUGCGGACAAGAAGCCGCCUCCGUUACAGGUGCAGCAAUGCCACAAAGCACAGUCGCACGCGAACAGCAGCAGCAACAGCAGCAAAUACAUGCUCAGCAAUCCCAACUGAAACAGCAGCCACAGCCGCAGCAACGUGUCAAUGUGUUGAAGACAACCGUUGUACAACAAUACGUGCCACCAAGUUUACCCUGGGGCUAUCUCGCUCUAUACCCAUAUAAGCCCCGAAAAAGCGAUGAACUGGAGUUGAAAAAAGGUUGUGUUUACAUCGUCACCGAACGUUGUCUGGAUGGUUGGUUCAAGGGGAAAAACUGGCAAGAUACCACUGGUGUGUUUCCCGGUAAUUAUGUAACACCACUUCGUAGCCGAGAUCAGCAACAGCUAAUGCAUCAGUGGAAGUAUGUGCCGCUACAAAGUACGCCUUAUUCCAAUCAAGUAUCUACAAAAGCCGUCACAAAUGCGCAUGGCGUUCCAACACAAUCUAUUAUUACCUCCGCCUCGCAAAGAAUUCAAAGCCUACAUCAACCACCUGAAUUGCCGCCGCGACAGGUGAGCAGUACACUGCCAAUUUCAUCGGUUUGGACUAAACCACUCGGCCAUACAGUGGAAGCGUUUUUUAAUCGUUGUAAGACCAACGACAACACAAAGGAACACAACUCAAAAGAAAAGGAAACAGGCAGGCAUAUGGAAAAUGUACCUGGUGAAACAGUGGCAUCAUCUGCCACUUCUUCAGGCUCCUCAUCAACCACAUCCAGUGCCGUACAGUUAAUGAAGCGUUUAGCGCAUAUAAAAUCACGUUCAAAAUCUCCGAGUAAUACAAAUACACGUCAGCAACAGCAGAAAAGCCCACAUGCACAAGUAACUGCAAAUGACAAAUCGGCAUUGGGUGAUGAUCCUAAUCAUAAUAAAAAUAAAAAUGUUGGAGUUAACAACUCACACUUCAAUGCUACGAACACACACGGACACUUGCACCCGGUACAUGUGCGUUCCGGCUCCUGUCCGAGUCAAUUGUUGCAGAACCUACCGCAUGAUCUAACGGUGAGUGCUGCAUCGUCUACAGGCUCAGCAGCAAUGGCACAAAUACAAGAAAACAUGUCACAGAACCCACAACUUGUUACGCAACAACAAAGACAUCAACAUCUCCAACAGCCACAACACAUGCAGCAAACAAUACCACAAACAGUUGGCUAUGGCUCCCAGCAGCUGCGUGGUCCUAAGGACCGUCCACAUUUACCAAACGCACGCCAAUCUAUGGAUGCAGUCACAUUGCGUAGUAUGUAUAAUUCGUCAGUUGCACAACAACAGCAACAACAAUCGGCAUAUGCAGCAAAAUGUGCCAACGAACAACAACAGUUGAUACCAACAAAUACAAUAAUUUCAAAUCACCGCAAAUCGCAUAGUUUGGAUGCAGCAGCUGCUUUGUCAAGUUCGUCAAGUGAUUAUGCAACUGUCGGUGGUAGUAAAACCGGUGGCCUGGCUGCAUUGGUUGCACCUGGUAACAUAACGGCAGCCGCUGUUGCAGCAAGUGCAACAACUAAAUCAACACAAAGCUCACGGGAAAGUCGUUUUAGGUGUAUUGUGCCAUAUCCGCCAAAUAGUGAAAUCGAGUUGGAGCUUCAAGUGGGUGAUAUUAUUUAUGUGCAACGUCGUCAAAAAAAUGGCUGGUACAAGGGCACGCAUGCACGCACCAAUAAGACUGGACUCUUUCCUGCUUCAUUCGUUGAACAGGAUAUUUAAAAAUGUAAAAAGAGCAGUUAAAACGCUUGUAGCGCAAUAUUUUCCCUUUUAUUUUACAUUGAUUUACCAGACAAAUCGUAAAUAUGUCCAAUAUUUAUAUUCUUAUGAGUUUUGUAAGCAACUUAGCAUUUCACGAAAGUAAAGACUUUCCAGUGAGUGUCCCAUAAACCACAAAUGAAAGUUACUUUAUGCUUUUUCAGGUCAUUAUUCUGUUGAAUUGUUUUUGGUUUUUUAAUUUUAUGGAACUUUCUCAGACCAGUUACUUUAGUUAUUGCAUUUGUAAUGCUUUUUACAAAAAUAUUAAACUUUUUGCAUACAAGUUAUGUAUGUUUAAUUCUAAA